Cryptomeria japonica (Japanese cedar) is the source of this 2379-nucleotide messenger RNA. RefSeq names its product L-type lectin-domain containing receptor kinase IX.1-like. Gene Ontology annotation, molecular function: ATP binding; carbohydrate binding; protein kinase activity. The coding region runs from base 56 to 2212 and encodes 718 amino acids. Lineage: Eukaryota; Viridiplantae; Streptophyta; Pinopsida; Cupressales; Cupressaceae. The record is from RefSeq and is a predicted model, not a curated record. Gene Ontology annotation, biological process: protein phosphorylation. Gene Ontology annotation, cellular component: plasma membrane. The transcript has a single exon.
ACUGCCUUCGCAGAGACUCUAAAGGCGGGGAGUUAGAUUCCUAGAUAUUAAGAGGAUGAUCAUGCUGAAAAGGCGGGUUUUUGCUUUGAUAGGCCUGCUUCCAUUUUUAAUUUGUCGUUCCUAUGCACAGCAGCUGAAUGGCAAUAGCACUAAUUUUUCCUUUGCCUACUUUAGUCAGAACAACAGUCAGCAGCUGUUAUAUAUGGGAAACGCUUCCUUUUCCUCUGAGCAUGAUUAUAUCAAUCUCACACCCGAUCCAUUCGCCACUUUGAACCAACCUUCUUCAAAGGAAACGGCUCCAAAUGUGGCGUUGCAGAACUGCAUCGGAAGAGUUCUGUACCGCCAGCAACUAACGAUGUGGCCAGCGAGUUUCACCACCGUUUUCACCAUCUUCGUCAAAAACGUCACAACUAACGCCACGGGCGCGCUCGCGAAUUUCAAUGGCGACGGUCUUGCCUUCAUCAUUGUUCCGAAUAACAAAAGCUUUUUAGCAAAGAGCUACGGGGCUUUCCUCGGCCUCUUCGACUCCUCCACAAACGGAAAUACAACUGAGCAGCUUGCCAUCGAAUUUGACACAUAUGCGAAUGAAUUCGACCCGGAUAACAAUCAUGUGGGUAUCGACAUCCAGAGCAUCACAUACACCGCAACGGCCAAUAUGGGAAACCACGGAAUGGACAUCAAGGCCGGGCGAGCUAUACAAGUGCGGAUCCACUACGACGGCUGGGCUAAAUCUCUGCAAAUCUACGCACGGUAUGCAAACAAUUCUUCUGCCUACGCGAGCAUUGUGAACCACACGGUGGAGCUCGAAAACACCGUUCCAAGACUGGCGUACGUGGGGUUUUCUGCGGCAACAGGGAAUUCCUACGAGAUACACAAAAUUCUCGACUGGAAUUUCAGUUCCGUGAUGUUACCGGAGUCUUCUCUGAAAUUACCCCCGAUGGGAACAGGAAAGCCCGGAGGAUCUGGCGGCAGAGUCAAAAUCGGCUUCUUGGCGGGCUCCAUUACAGUUGGUUUAGUUGUGGUGGGAUUAUUGGCCUUGGAGUUCGUGAUUAGGAGGAUGAAAAAGAAAAAACAUGCUUCUUCAACUCUUGAACGAGAAAGCUUCAGCCGGGAACUGGCAGUGAUUCAAACCGCACCUCACCGGUACUCUUACAAGGAACUCGCCGCUGCAACCAACAAUUUCAGCGAUGCGGAGCUUUUGGGAACCGGCGGGUUCGGGAGCGUCUACAGAGGAAACCUUAACGCCGGACGCAACGAACAGGUAAAGUUGGUGGCGGUGAAGAAAAUCUCCGCCGGUUCAAGACAGGGGGAAAGGGAAUUCAUCUCAGAAAUUAUUACCAUAGGCCGUCUCCGCCACAGGAACCUGUUACAGCUUCAGGGGUGGUGCCACGAGCGCGAUGAGCUUCUCCUUGUCUACGAUUAUAUGCCUAACGGAAGCCUGAACAAAUUUCUCUACGACAGAAAUUGGGACACGCCCUUGAAUUGGCCACGGCGCCACAGGAUUUUGUGCGGCCUUGCCUCUGCUCUGCUCUACCUGCAUGAAGAAUGGGAGCAGCGGGUCGUUCACCGGGACGUGAAGCCCAGCAAUGUGAUGCUAGACGGGGAAUUCAACGCUCACCUGGGGGACUUCGGUCUGGCCAGGCUCAUCGAGCACGACGAUUCUAAUCCGGCUGUGACGACCCGACUGGCGGGUACACCCGGGUACAUGGCGCCCGAGUGCAGCUACACGGGCAAGGCCACCGCAGAGUCCGAUGUCUUCAGUUUUGGGAUCGUGCUCUUGGAAGUGGCCACUGGUAGGCGGGUGGUGGAGCUAAAUUGUCCAUUGACUGAAGGAAAUUUGGUGGAGUGGGUAUGGGGACUCUACAGCAAGGAUAGUGUUUUGGAGUGUGUGGAUCCCAAAUUGGAUGGGUUUGACUAUGAUGCAGAGGAGAUACGAAGGGUGUUGAUCUUGGGUUUAGCGUGCUCACAUCCUGAUCCACAGUUACGCCCUUCAAUGAGACAAGCCAUUCAAGUGCUCAUGAAUCCUAAUGAAGAGCUGCCGCAGCUGCCUUCCACCAGGCCAAUGGCGAUCUAUGUUGUUUUACCACCGGUUGGACCUGUGUUUUCUCAGUCCACUUCGUCUUCGAAUUUGGGUAGAGGUGCAACAUCUUCUAGUGUCAUGGCUGAAAGUAGCGUAGGAUCCAUUACUACCUCGCUAAAUCAGGGUAGAUAGAGAUGAACGGUUGGCUUCCUUUAUUUGUCUCUCUUACUUUCCUCCUCUUAAAAUCGUGUCGGUUUAUCCCGAACAUUAGCUUUAUUUACCUGCUUGUAUCUAAUCUUUACAUGUACCUUUUAUGAACAGCGAGCCAUUCAUAAAAGAUAUUUGCUUUCACUCUUAAA